AUGGGUCACUCCUACGGAAAGAGAGCGGGCACCCGCUAUGCCUUCAGCCGGGACUUCCGCAAGAAGGGUAUGAUUGCCCUGAACACCUACCUCCGACAGUACCGCGUUGGAGAUAUCGUCGACAUUAAGGCGAACGGUGCCGUCCAGAAGGGUAUGCCCUUCAAGGUCUACCACGGAAAGACUGGUGUCAUCUACAACGUCACCAAGUCUGCUGUCGGUGUCAUCAUCUACAAGCAGGUCAAGCACCGAUACAUCGAGAAGCGAAUCAACGUCCGAAUCGAGCACAUCCAGCAGUCCCGAUCUCGUGAGGACUUCCUCAAGCGAGUCAAGGCUAACGCCGAGGCUAAGCGUGAGGCCAAGGCCAACGGCACCGUCGUCCAGGUCAAGCGUCAGCCCGCUGGACCUCGUGAGGCCCACACACUGUCGCUCUCCGACAACCCCCCUAUGACCGUUACCCCUCUUGCUUACGAGACUACGAUCUAA
Molecule: messenger RNA, 483 nt
Organism: Fusarium coffeatum
Lineage: Eukaryota; Fungi; Ascomycota; Sordariomycetes; Hypocreales; Nectriaceae
Exons: 3
Coding region: 1-483 (160 amino acids)
Biological process (GO): translation
Cellular component (GO): cytosolic large ribosomal subunit; ribosome
Molecular function (GO): structural constituent of ribosome
Source: RefSeq, a predicted model, not a curated record